UUCUCUCUCUACCUCCUUCCUUUCUCUCUCUCUCUGUCGGCGAUGCAGAGGCUUUCGAUAGACUCAUCAGUAUCCAAGCUUCAUAGCUACGGAGGACGGAAAGACGACGCAUACGAUCACGAUGAAUUAAAAAAGAAGGAGCCACUCUCCUCUCCUCCUUCUUCGUCAUCGUCCGCUGCAGAUUACGACGAUCACGAGCUCAAAGACUGUAAGCCUCGACGGUUAUCUCUAUCGUCAACGCAUCAGAACGGAGAAAAGUUUGUUCACUUCAUCCCCGUCCUCACCAUUAUCUGUAUUGUCAUCCUCUACCUCUCCUCUCACGCUCCGUCCCAAUCAGAUUUGGCUCAGUUUAACGGAUUCAUGCGUCACUCAAAGCAUCUAGAAUCCGAAGAAGACGGCGAAAUCUCGAGGUUGAUGAUCAAUGCCGACGCUCUGGCUAUACGUAGUAGGAUAAGGAACUUAAAAGAGACGGAAAGCUUCGCGUCGGAGCCACUUCCCCGUCGCCGAGCUUCUCACCGGAAAAUAGCCGACUUCUAGCUUCUUUUUUUCUUCGUCAUCUAGAAUUAUCUUCGUCAUUUGCAUGUUGAUUUGUUCGCUGAAACUCAAAAAUCACGAAUCGCGUUUUCUGUUAUAACUAAAUUUAAAAUUAGCCUCGCCGGUUAACAAUAAAAAACCGGCCGGCGAUGGAAUAACCGUUAUGCUAACACGCGCUGUGUAUGGGAAGCGUAUGUUACAGUUGACUGAUAGUAGAGUAAGUUAGAGUGCGCCUAGGAGUAGUUAUGCUAUCCAGCUGGAGUUUUGGAUCGUUACAGAGCCUCGUGCUUCGGUUUAAGAUUCCAGCUGGAGUGGAUGAGUCGUCGCUCCUCUGGUCCUCGCUCGGUAUGCAAUCACAUACGUUUUAAAAAUUUAUUACUCGGAGUUAGAGCGACCAGUCUCAUCUGCACAACAAUAAUGUUUAAAUAGUAUUUUCUCACAAUAUCUAUGUAUUUAAUUUUAUAUUUUAUGCCCUUAUCAAAUUGUUCUUUAGAACGAAUUAUUAUUCAA
Molecule: messenger RNA, 1044 nt
Organism: Eruca vesicaria subsp. sativa (arugula)
Lineage: Eukaryota; Viridiplantae; Streptophyta; Magnoliopsida; Brassicales; Brassicaceae
Source: the annotation of a GenBank genome assembly